Molecule: messenger RNA, 1770 nt
Organism: Oryzias melastigma (Indian medaka)
Lineage: Eukaryota; Metazoa; Chordata; Actinopteri; Beloniformes; Adrianichthyidae
Gene: s100u
Product: S100 calcium binding protein U
Exons: 3
Coding region: 164-955 (263 amino acids)
Cellular component (GO): perinuclear region of cytoplasm
Source: RefSeq, a predicted model, not a curated record
AGAAAAAAAAAACACCAAAUCACGGAAGAGCUUCUUUGGUCCUACUCGUUUGGCGAGUUCUGCGGGGCGUCGCGCGGCGCAGAAAAAGGCGGAGAAGAGAACGGGACGCAGAGUUUGCGCGCAUUUCUCCCAUUCGUCCUGUCCUGCAGAGUUAACGAGACUCAUGGAGGCCGCACUGCAGAACAUAGUCCAGGUCUACCUGAAGUCCUCCAAGGGGAAGGAGUACCUGGGAAGGAAAGAAUUCCAGACGCUGGUCUCUUCCCAGUUCAGCAACGUCCUGACGGGAGCGGACAACAACGAGGCCAUCGAUAACUUGAGCAAAGAUCUGGACCCGGACGGCAAAGUGGGCUUUGACGACUACAUGCAGCUGGUGGGGUACCUGGCCGACUGCGUCAGCAAGCAGCGCAUGCUGGAGAAAGAGGCGUCUGCCAACAACACCGCGUCCGAACAAGAACCGCAGAGCGCCGCCAAGGACGACGGGCAGAAGGCAGAGCCCGCCGCCAAGCCCAAGGAGGAGGUCAAGAUUGAGCCGGCGGCGGCGGGAGUCAAGGUAAACGCAGAACCAAAGGUGGAGGUGAAGGCAGAGGGGGAGGCCAAGCCGGAAGCCAAGGUGGAGGCAGCUGCAACUGCAGCUGCGACUGCGACUGCGGCUGCGACCGCGGCUGCAGCUGCGACUCCAACUGUGGUUGCAGCUGGAACUCCGACUGCCGCUGCAGCUGGAACUCCGACUGUGACCGUGGCUGCAGCUGCACCAAAGGUGGAGGAGAAUAAAGCAGACAAAGCAGAAGAAACAGCGGCGGCAGCGGUGAAGCCAGCAGCAGCGGUGGAGCCAGCAGCGGCGGUGGAGCCAGCGGCGGUAGAGCCAGCAGCGGCGGUGGAGCCGGCGGCGGUGGAGGAGAAACCAGCUUCUGCGAAGGAAGACACGGAGAAGAAGACGGAUGAAGCAGCCUCAUAGAGACAGACAAACAUGUGACACUGAUGCCAAAACAAGCCGCCAUUUUUAAGGUUAAAACCCCAAAUUCUUCUCUUUCAAACUCUGGACGAACUCCCGAUCCCGAUUCCUUGCACUGCCGGUUCUGAUCCUGUGUACGAUUGGCCUCAUUGUGAUGCUGCUGUGCCACAGCGUGCAGCCCCUUCGCCUGAGAAAAGCCAAACUUUAUCAGCCCCUCACCAUCAAGCUUCCUCCGCCGUGCCCUCUGCAGGGCACAGAGGAAUGAAAGGAAAAAUAACACAUUUCUAAAGCCUUAAAAUCUGAUUAAACUAGAUCCAAAUCUCUCAAAACAUUCCUUUAGUCCUUGUAUCCCAGUCACACACUAACGUCUGCCUCUCCUAACUCACAGCUGUGGGUCUUUUAGCCUCAGAAUCAAACUGUGUUUUCCUGCUAAAGCUGUCCUCAUCUUCCUCAUCUUCCUCAUCUUCCUCACUCUUGGUGUCGGCAGCCGACGGUUCGGCUGGAACCUUUGCUUAAAUAAUGAAGAUUCAGGGAUGGAAUUUACACCCAAACCACCAUGUGAGCCAAAACCACAGAGCGUCUCCGUCCUGAAGGACAGACGGGUGUCGAGAGGGCGGGGCAGGAAACACACUCUAGUGGAAAUGUGUCUGUGUCUCUGCAGAUCCUGCAGGAGUCGAUCUAGAUCAGGAAUCUGUAACCUGCAGCUCCAGAUCCACAUGUGGAUCCUUGAUCUCUCCAUGGAGGAUCCUCGGCCAAACAGAAGAUAAGUCAUAGAGACCCACCCUCCCCCGAACCAGAACCCCCUAAAGAAAACAAAC